Messenger RNA from Salpingoeca rosetta, 2568 nucleotides. Its product is annotated as K+ channel tetramerisation domain-containing protein. The transcript is spliced from 7 exons. Gene Ontology annotation, molecular function: protein binding. The record is from RefSeq and is a predicted model, not a curated record. Lineage: Eukaryota; Choanoflagellata; Craspedida; Salpingoecidae. Bases 114 to 2384 code for a protein of 756 amino acids. Gene Ontology annotation, biological process: protein homooligomerization.
GGUGGUUUGUGGGAACCGGCCUCAACAGCACGAAAUGUGACAGCGCUUCAUAUUUGCGGCGACAACGACGACUUUGGCUGCUGUCCUUCCUUCCACUUUCCCCCCUCCCCCUCAUGUCACACGACAGCAUCAUGGAAGCGCAGCAGCGGUUUCGAACAGCAACGACGCACAGCGACGACGAUGAUGCUGAAAGCGACAGCGCCACGCCCCUCGGCGCUAAUGCUGUCAACGAUCAUGUAGAAGAUGACGGCCUUGAUAGUGAUGAUGAUGGUGAUGAUGAUGAUGACGGUGACGAGACUGAAGUCGCUGCAACAGAGAUGACAGCAAACGGUCUUUCUUCGACUGAUACCAUCACCACCACCACCACCGCUACGGCCACAGCAGCAACAACGAUGGCAACACCAACAGUGCCACAGACGGUGGGUAGCACGUCUCCACCGCAUGUGCAAACAACAACGACGUACGUUGUACCAUCGACCUGCAGCUACAACAAUGAAAUUGUGCGGCUGAAUGUGGGGGGUGUCAUCUUCGUUACGACGCGUUCGACCUUGUUGCCGCCAGGGGAGGAGUCGUUCUUCUCCGGCCUGCUGAGCGGGCGCCUGCCCUCUGUCACGGACGAGACGGGCGCCCUGUUUAUUGACCGCGACCCGCGCCUGUUUGACGUCAUCCUCAACUUCCUGCGGUCCGGGUACGUGCGCUCGGGUGAGGUGGACGCGCGAGAGCUGAAGCACGAAGCGGACUUUUACGGCGUGUCCGCGCUCUCGCAGCACCUGGAGCUCGUCAGCCCGGGCGUGUCCUGUGGCGGUGUGCUGUUUGACUCGCGCAUUCCACCCGAGUGCGACGACGAUGGUCCUGUCCUGCACAUGGCCUCAUCGCACACGCUCGUUGCAGCUGCAUAUCGCACCACCGUGUGCUGCUGGAAGUUUAGCGAGUCGCGCAGCUGGACACUUCUCGGGCGCAGCCCGGUCAUUGACGGCGGCAUUGACCGGAUCGCCCUCAACGUGAAGAGCGGCGGGUACGGCGAGAACAUGGUGGCCAUCGCCACGGGCACGCGCAUCCUGCUGUGGCGGCUCAGCCACCAAGGAUCGAUGAACGCCCGCGAUGCCGCCAGCCCAACAGCGGCGGACCCCGUGCUGUCGGAGGAAGAGGACGUGUACACCGCCAUCGAGGCCACGCUGGACUUGACGGUGCCGGUGGAUGACGUGCUGUUCAUCAACAACAACCUCGUCGCCAUCUCCAGGCGCGGCAAAGUGGGCGUGCGCAACUCCCGCACGCUGCUCUGGCAGGUACAGGACGUGGACCAGGUGACCUCCUUCGCCGCUGCAGGGUCCAUCCUGCUGCUCGGCUCCAGGCACGGCCACAUCUAUCUCGUGGACCUGCAAAAGUUUCCGCUGAGGCUCAAGGACAACGACCUCCUCAUCAACUUGCUCUACAAGGACAGUGAGAUGUCCACCAUCACUGCCCUGAGCAUGUUUGUGAGCAACUCCGGCAACGAGCGCUGUGUGGAGAUUGCAUACGGAACAGACACCGGCUGCGUUCGACUCGUGCUGCAGCACCCGGAGAAUAUUGGACAGGCGCCGCUGCUGUAUCAAACAUAUCGCGUGCACCAGAGCGCAAUCAAAGCCGUCAAGCUUAACGAGCACAGCCUUGUCUCAGUGUGCUCGCACAACAACCACGUGCGUUCGUGGCGAAUUGCUCGCUUCCGUGGUCGCAUCUCCACCCAGCCGGGAACACAGGCCAUGGCCUCCUUCUGCCUCCCAUCCCACGCACACUCUGAAAUAGGUCCGUUUGGAAACGUGGAUGAGCAGCAAGUCUUUGUGCAGCAGCCGUGCGAGCACACGACGUGCCUCAUGCUCACCGCUGCCUCCACUGGCGACUCGCUCUGUGACAUUGAGUCUGCGGACGAUUCGGGCAUCAGCACCUUCCACGUGCAUGAGGGCGGCAUGGCGGCGCGCGCUGGCUCGCGCACCAAACGCCUCCUCUUCACGGGACACGACAACGGCUGCAUUCAGGUGUGGAACCUCUCCGUUGCCUUUGAGGCUGCCCAGCAAAGGCCGCAGCAACAACAACAACAACAGCAACAGCAGCAGCAGCACACAGGCGGCCAGUUUGUCACCCAUCCCGCCACUUCGUCCAAAGCGGCGCUUGGAGUGUCGCCAAUCACGCGGCCCAUAGCGCCUGCACGCGUGGGAUCGAUGUCUCGCCGCAUGUCUACCAGCGUUUCGAUGGGCACGACAGGACGUGCACGUGCAGAGUCUGAACCACACGACACAGGCCACCGCAGCCGCCGCCAACAUCACCACCAACACCAACAUCAUCAUCAGCGCCGUCGCCAGCCGCAAAGGCGGAUGUCAUCUGCGAACGGGUCGACAAGCACCGCAUAGCUUUUGCUGUGUGACUUUCAUUGUAACGAUGCGCUGGACGUGUCAUGCUGCUGGUGUUGUGCGAUAUGUAAUUUGCUCCGUGGUGCGAGUGUGCGGAAUGCUUUAAUUUGUUGCGAGUGUUUGAUGUCUUGAUGUGAUGUCAUGGCUACAUGACAACGCGCAAGCAAAUGAAUAUGUACACGGC